AUGGAGUCGAGUGGCGGCCGCGCGGAGGCCCCGGGUCGCGGCCCGCGGGUGCUGGUGGUGGGCGGUGGCAUCGCGGGGCUGGGGGCGGCGCAAAGGCUCUGCGGCCACCCGGCCUUCCGGCGGCUGCGGGUCCUGGAGGCCACUUCCCGCGCCGGCGGCCGCAUCUGCUCAGAGCGCAGCUUCGGUAACGGCCUUUCUCGUAACCCCUUUCCGGACCCCCUUUCUGGAACCCAGCGGGUGUCGCCCGAGCUCUGCCGCUCCUGGGGCUACCAGGGGCUCACAAACCGCAUAAUGGCCUCCUUGCCCGAGGACGUGGUAGUUUUUAACAAGCCUGUAAAGACCAUUCACUGGAAUGGGUCCUUCCGGGAAGCCUCUUCUCCUGGGGAGACGUGUCCGGUGUUGGUGGAGUGUGAGGACGGAGGCUGCUUCCCUGCACAUCAUGUCAUUGUCACUGUGCCCUUAGGUUUUCUUAAAGAACGUCUGGACACCUUCUUUGAGCCCCCGCUGCCCACCCAGAAGGCAGAAGCGAUCAGGAAAAUAGGCUUUGGGACCAACAAUAAAAUCUUCCUGGAGUUUGAGGAGCCCUUCUGGGAGCCAGACUGCCAGUUCAUCCAGGUGGUGUGGGAAGACACGUCGCCCCUGCAGGACGGCGCCUCCGAGCUCCAGCACGUCUGGUUCAAGAAGCUUAUUGGCUUUUUAGUCCUGCCUUCCUUCGAGUCUGCCCACGUCCUUUGUGGGUUCAUCGCUGGGCUGGAGUCCGAGUUCAUGGAGACCCUGUCCGACGAGGAAGUGCUUCUGUCUCUGACCCAAGUGCUCCGCAGGGUGACAGGAAACGCCGAGCUCCCCGCGCCCAGGAGCGUGCUGCGCUCGCGCUGGCACAGCGCCCCGUACACCAGGGGCUCCUACAGCUACGUGGCGGUGGGCAGCUCCGGGGACGACGUGGACCUGCUGGCGCAGCCCCUGCCUGCGGACGGCGCGGAGGCGCAGGUCCUGUUUGCAGGGGAAGCCACACAUCGGGCGUUUUACUCCACCACGCACGGGGCUCUGCUGUCUGGUUGGAGGGAGGCUGACCGGCUCAUCGCUCUGUGGGACACCCAAGCGCAGCUGCCCGAGCCCCGGCUCUGAGCCCCGCUCCUUCCAUUCCGAGCUGGGCUCUGCCCCUCCUGUGCCGGGGGAGGCUGCCACCAUCCUUUCUCUGACAGCGUCUGGCCUGGCCAAGAUUUGGGGAUAUUAAUGACAGCCUUCCUUUUUUUGGCGACUGGGGACAGCUCUCAUUUCUCACGUGUAUCAUGGAGUCUGGUCAGGGCCGAGCUUGAGCUGAGUGCGAGGUCUUCCUGGAGAAGUGUGACGCAAGGCGCCAGCACUGCUGCUGAGGGCGUGCACAUAAAGUGUG
Messenger RNA from Puma concolor (puma), 1393 nucleotides. Lineage: Eukaryota; Metazoa; Chordata; Mammalia; Carnivora; Felidae. The record is from RefSeq and is a predicted model, not a curated record.